AUUCUGCUGGGAGCUGCGAUCGUGUGCAGACGAUCGAGUUGCGGUGAUCGCGCGGUGUUGUGAUUAGGAAAAGUUUUCAACAUUAUGCUGGAGGAUCACGGUGAAUUGCAGUUUCUUCUAUUUUAAAUUAAACGUUCGGUGUGAGUAAAAGAAAAUCCCAGCGUCAGGUGUGCGCUCCUGAAACGUCUCUCAGAAGAAGACGAUCAUUUGUGAUGAUCAUGCUGUUGUGAUAAAAAAAAAAAAUAUAUAAAGCGAAAGAUCAGUGGAAUGGCAAAGACAAUUUCUUCAUCCCAACAAUGUUUCAUUUUGUCAACAUUGUAAGACUCUGAGAGCUUUGCUUGGUGCUAUAGUGCAGUGAAUUCUAUCACCUGGAAAAACGAUCGAGUGCUUGGAGAUAAUACAUACAUACAUAUAGUGGCUAUAUAUAAAAGAAAGCCAGUGUUAUUAAUGAUCUUCUCAAAGUAAUUCGUCGUGACAAGGAAAAUGAAUAAUUCCAAUACGCUGUUGUUCCUCUGCUGCUGUUCAUCAUUUCUUAUUCUCAUUGUGCUCAUAAAUUGUACAAAUGCAGGUGAUAAAUUAAAUUCAGACUCGUGCGGCGUGCAGCCAUAUCGGAGGCAACCACGUGAUGCUGAAGGGUCAAAGAAUAGAUCACAGAAUCGUGCAAAGAGGAAAGGAAGGAUAAUUUCAGGGAAUCCAACGGAGGAUGGAGAAUUCCCUUGGCAGGUUUCUCUGGAGCUUUUGCAUCCUUCCCUGGGCUUCCUUGGGCAUUGGUGUGGAGCUGUUCUUGUGGAGAAGAAUUGGAUUCUCUCAGCUGCUCAUUGUAUUCACAAUGAUUUAUUCAACCUUCCCCUCCCACCACUGUGGACGGCAGUUUUGGGUGAGCACGAUCGUUCGUAUGAGUCUGGCUAUGAGCAAAGGAUCCCCAUUGAUAAGAUCAUCAUGCACGAAAACUACCAAAACUACCAGCAUGAUCUUGUCCUCAUGCGACUCUCACGUCCCGCCGAUACACACUUUCCAUCAUUCAUUCGCCCAAUUUGCCUACCCAGCCACAUUGGCGCCAGCACGAUUGACGAUGAAAGUCAUGCUGCGGAUCGUAAUGAUAAUUUCCUCAGGCGACUCAUUAGUUUCUUCACGAAGAAGCCACCGCGAAAGUCCCAGAAGCGGCGUAAUGAUAAAUUCUUCCAAGAUCGUCACAUAACAAAUAGAGAAAAUGACCUUUUCUUCAGCUUCAAGACAAUAGAGGAUUUCAAUUUAUACCAACAGAAUUCUCUCUACCAAGAUUGUCGUGUUACCGGAUGGGGCAAGAAGACCAUUGAAGGGGAAUUGACGGAUAUUCUGCUGCAAUCUCGAGUUCCUAUCCUAUCAAAUGCUAAAUGCCAACUAGCCUAUGGGGAUCACAUAAGAAUUCACGAAGGACACAUUUGUGGCGGGAAGCUCGAGAAGAAAGCCGGAGCACCGUGUGUGGGUGAUUCAGGUGGGGGUUUGCAGUGCAGAGAAGGUCACACGGGGUCAUGGAUCCUCGUGGGGAUCACCUCAUUCGGAUGGAAUUGCAGCCUAAAGCUCCCCGAUGUCUUCACCCGCAUCACAUACUAUGUCCAAUGGAUUAACAAAGUGAUUUCCAGUGAUUUCAGUGAAGAUCUCUAUCCGGAUUUUUAUUACUGAAAGUUCCUUCAUACAGAAAAAAUCCUCUCGGAAAUAAAACACCCGAAUUUAAAAGAAAAAAAAAGAAGAAAAA
Lutzomyia longipalpis is the source of this 1735-nucleotide messenger RNA. RefSeq lists its product as uncharacterized. The transcript is spliced from 5 exons. The coding region runs from base 484 to 1662 and encodes 392 amino acids. Gene Ontology annotation, biological process: proteolysis. Gene Ontology annotation, molecular function: serine-type endopeptidase activity. NCBI's taxonomy places the organism in Eukaryota, Metazoa, Arthropoda, Insecta, Diptera, Psychodidae. The record is from RefSeq and is a predicted model, not a curated record.